Molecule: messenger RNA, 1538 nt
Organism: Oncorhynchus gorbuscha (pink salmon)
Lineage: Eukaryota; Metazoa; Chordata; Actinopteri; Salmoniformes; Salmonidae
Product: survival motor neuron protein-like
Exons: 9
Coding region: 85-1173 (362 amino acids)
Biological process (GO): G protein-coupled receptor signaling pathway; adult feeding behavior; mRNA processing
Cellular component (GO): cytoplasm; nucleus
Molecular function (GO): RNA binding; neuropeptide hormone activity
Source: RefSeq, a predicted model, not a curated record
GCGUUUGCUACUAAACUUGACAAUGGCCUAAUGUCACGAAAAAUAUAACAAGUUAAUACGUGUGUUUAAUUCAACUAGCUAGUUAUGGAUGAAUAUUAUGAAAGUAUUGUUUUCCGAAGUGAAAGAGUCGAGGAUAACGUGUCUUUAGCUGUGGCUACUGACGACUCCGCACUGGUAAAGGCCUAUGAAGACGCCCUCCGAACAUUUCGGAGCUGUAAUGAUGAAAAAGAGAAGCUUGGAAACAACCCACCGAAAUUGACAGACUCAAAACUCCCCAAAUCUCAUGUGUUGAGUAAGGAGCCGGGUGAACCAAAGGCAAACUCAAAGAGGGCUGAAAAAGAGAGCGGUGAGAAGCUUGCAGACAAUCCGCAGACACUGUCUGAAUCAUAUGUGCCGACCAAAGGACCAGUUGACCCGAAAACAAACUCAAAGGUGUGGAGGCUGGGAUACCGGUGUCGUGCGGUGUACUCCGAGGAUGGCCUGGUUUACCCAGCGGUGCUGGUGUGGUUGAGAGGCGAACGCUGCCGGGUGAAGUUUGAAGGCUACGGGAAUGAGGAAGAGCUGGAGCUGAGCAGCCUGCUAUCUCCAGUAGAACUGGGAGGCCACAGAGGUAGAGUUGAUGCCAAAGUGCAACAAGGGGCUGUUGAUGGGUUCAGCUCCACUAGUAACAACAUUGCUGAUUGGAAGAGGAUGGGAAGAGAUUGGAGGACACCUCAACAAGAGGGACGAGAGGAGCUGUCCUCACCUCAGCCACCUAAGUUUGCUCCAGGAAAAGACUAUGGCAAAAGCAGCUAUGACUUUGGCAAGGAGCAUGGGGAUAAGAAGAAGCCAAGUGGCCAGCGAGAGGUACCAAACAAUCACCCCUUUUCCUUCUUUCCUCCAGUGCCACCGCCCAAGGACUCUCUGGACUUCCUUCCUCCUCCUCCUCUUCCUCCACCUCCACCGUGUGUAUGGCCCCCCCGAGCAGUGCUGGCCGAUGCUAGCGAUGGGCUAGACUCAGCCGUGACAGACCUAUCCAGCAUGCUCCUGUCCUGGUACCUGUGUGGCUACCACACCGGCUGCUACAUGUGUGAUGCGGAUCAGCAAUGUGCAGUUGGCAAAGGUGCAAGAAUUGGGAAGUUGUGCGAGUGUUCACGGGGAACGAGGGAAUCGAGGAUGACAGCUACCAUCUGAUCAAUCAUCACACUGUAUGAGGACAAAUUGUGUUUUCUCAAAUGUUUCUCUUUUAGAUAUGUAAAUGUUUAAGAAUUGAAUAAACUUUUUUGAAGACUUCUCUUUAAAUAAAGAAGUAAACGUCUUUACUACCUACAUCUCUGCAUUGAAAAUGUUGGGAGAUAUUACUCUAGAGGGUGCAACAGAGCUGAAAUUUCAAGAGGCAAAAAAUGUCCAUGUGUGAAAAGGAAACUUACCACCUAUAUUUAUUAAUAAUAAUAAAUACAAAUAUUACAGCAUUGUAUUAUCUGUCAUCAUUAUGCUACCAUAAUAAUCCAAAUUGGCCUUAAUUGGUGUGAUAUUUUAGACUAAAUUUAUUUUAGACU